Molecule: messenger RNA, 2360 nt
Organism: Choloepus didactylus (southern two-toed sloth)
Lineage: Eukaryota; Metazoa; Chordata; Mammalia; Pilosa; Megalonychidae
Gene: SFXN2
Product: sideroflexin 2
Exons: 12
Coding region: 130-1221 (363 amino acids)
Biological process (GO): monoatomic ion transport; serine import into mitochondrion
Cellular component (GO): mitochondrial inner membrane
Molecular function (GO): monoatomic ion transmembrane transporter activity
Source: RefSeq, a predicted model, not a curated record
GCGUCCUGCUAGAGCGGCCGGAGAGCUCUCUGGCUCGUAGAAAACUAGGGAAUGGUGAGAACUUGCCCACGUGGCUGGCAGGGGCCGCGGGGCCUGUAAUUGGACAGGAAGGAAGAUUGCGGAGGCGGGAUGAGGGGGCGGUUCCUGAGCGGCUGCCAGCGCGCCCUUUGGCUUCUUAAGGCGUGCUGCUCCGGGCGGCAGUUGUCUUUUGCAUCCUCCCGAGACCAGUCCACAGUUUUGUGUGUGAGCAAGAUGAAGGCCGACCUGUCUGGGUUUAACAUCGACUCUCCCCUUUGGGACCAGUGCACUUUCCUGGGGCGGGUGAAGCACUUCUUCAAUAUCACGGACCCCCGCACUGUCCUGGUCCCAGAGCAGGAGCUGGACUGGGCCAAGGCAAUGGUGGAGAAGAGCAGGAUGGGGAUCCUGCCUCCGGGCACUCAGGUGGAGCAGCUGCUGUAUGCCAAGAAGCUGUAUGACUCAGCCUUCCACCCUGACACCGGGGAGAAGAUGAACGUCAUUGGGCGGAUGUCCUUCCAGGUCCCUGGGGGCAUGAUCAUCACCGGCUUCAUGCUCCAGUUCUACAGGACAAUGCCGGCGGUGAUCUUCUGGCAGUGGGUGAACCAGUCCUUCAAUGCCUUAGUCAACUAUACCAACAGGAAUGCGGCUUCCCCAACAUCAGUCAGGCAGAUGGCCCUUUCCUACUUCACAGCCACAACCACUGCAGUGGCCACUGCUGCGGGCAUGAACAUGUUGACCAAGAGAGCCCCACCCCUGGUGGGCCGCUGGGUGCCCUUUGCCGCGGUGGCUGCAGCAAACUGUGUCAACAUCCCAAUGAUGCGGCAGCAGGAACUCAUCCAGGGCAUCUGCGUGGAGGACAGGAACCACAAUGCGAUUGGUCAUUCCCGGAGAGCUGCGGCCAUAGGCAUCACCCAGGUGGUUAUUUCCCGGAUCACCAUGGCUGCACCUGGCAUGAUCUUGAUGCCAAUCCUUAUGGAAAGACUGGAGAAGCUACGCUUCAUGAAGAAAGUCCAGGUCCUGCAUGCCCCCUUGCAGGUCAUGCUCUGUGGGUGCUUCCUCAUCUUCAUGGUGCCAGUGGCAUGUGGGCUCUUCCCACAGAAAUGUGAAUUGCCAGUUUCCUAUCUGGAACCAGAGCUCCGAGACACCAUCAAGACCAAGUAUGGAGAUCUUGUGCCUUAUGUCUAUUUCAACAAGGGUCUCUAAAUGCCCUCCCCAGCAAGGACCAGUCUGUAUCUACACUCACCAGCUCUUAGCCACUGUGCACAUCUGUGCUCUCAUUCCUCUUUGUCAACAAUGCCUCAAGGCCAGGGUGGACUUAGGGUGGGAGGGAGGAUGCCUCAUGCCUCCAGCCCAGGCACCUGGCUUAUUGGACACCAGGAGAUAAAAGUGAACGAGGGAGACAAAGACCAAAAUCUUCUGUCUGCAUUCCAUCCCUUACCCCAUCCCUUGGAGACCAGGAGCUGAGGCCCUCUCAGGGAAAAGUUGCUGGUGCCUGGGGGAAGACACUUAAGCUAACUAUUUGGAGAAAUUAGGAACCUUUGGGAUUCUGGGUGCCAGCCAGGAUUGGGGAAAAGUCCCUGAGAUGCAGAGAAACUCCUGCUCCUCUUUCCCCUUCCUCCUCAUUCUCUUCCAAGCAGUGGAAACUUUUACCCAUGCAACUCUCUUCUCACUUGGGAAGAGAAGGGGGAGAGGAGUCUGUGCCUCCUUGAGACUCUUCUCUUCCCUUCCCCAUGCUCCUCCCCAUUGCCACCUGGUCUGAAAGCUUCUUUGGGGGUGCUGCUAUACUUGAGUUUAUCUGCCCCCUAGUAGUAGUGCUAAAAAAGGACACUGCCAGGCAACAGAGUGGGAAGGUGCUUCAAGCCCUAUCUGUUGACACUGGUUUUGUUCACUUGCCCUAAAACCAUGUCUGGAUAUGUUCUUCGGGAUCUUCUUUAAGGUAGUGGAAGUACUCUUCCCCUGGUGCCUCUCUUUUAAAAGAUAAAUCCACUAACUGUAAAUGAAAAAGAUGUUUGCAGGCAUUAACCACAUGGUAUCAUGGGGUAUAAUUUCCUGGCUGCCUCCCUUCCUCAGCCCAUUGGGUUAGAAACCAAAUCAAGAUGUGUGUACUGAAUAGGUUUCUUCUGGACAGCAAGAGGAAAUCAACCAGGAGCAAAGAGCCUUAUAGACACAAAGCAAAGCACGACCACUUUCCCUCCCCAACUUGGCUGCCCCCUGUGAUUUCCUUGGGGGAUUGUUGUGACUUACCUGGGGUCCAUAUGUGUUUGCAUUUUUGUCUGGUGGAAUUUGCUUACUCUGUUCAAAGAAUAUCACUGUGAAUUGAAUAAAUUUUUUUUUAAAGAGUA